AGAAGCUUCUCUCCAUAAAUUGGAAGUUCUCACUUCGGUUUUCUUUUCACUUUCCCGCUUCCUCUUUUUCAUGUUUUUCUUUUCCAUUUCGCUCCAUGGUCGAACCCAGAGAGAUUUCACAUUCCUUUUAUUGAAAAAAGACUGAAUCUUUUUUUUUUUUUUGGCUGGAUUUACAGUUUGUGUUCGUUUUGGAGAAAAUAAAUGGGUUGUUGAAGUGAGAAGAGGAUGUCUGAAUUAAAAUUUGUUCUUUCUUGCAUUUUCUCCGCAGCCAAACUGGAGGUUGGAAGAAGAUGCUUUGUUGUUGAGAAGUGGAAAGUUUAAAAGUUAAAGUAAGUGAGAGAGUGAGAGGGAGGGAGUAAAGUUUGGUUUGAAAUUUUUUUUUUCUUGCUUUUUCUCGGCAGCCAAACAGGAGGCUGGAAUAAGAUGCUUUGUUUUUGAGAAGUGGAAAGUUUAAAAAUUUAAAGUAAUUGAGAGAGUGAGAGGGAGGGAGUAAAAUUUGAUUUGAAUUUUCUUUUUUUUUCUUUUUUUUUCCUUGCAUUUUCUCGGCAGCCAAACGGGAGGCUGGAAGAAGAUGCAAACGAGGUUUGUGGAGAGAUCGAGCAGUGUGGCGAGGGAGAAGAGGAGCUUGGAUUCAAGCUCUGGUGAUGAAGGAACUGAUAGGAAACGGCCUGCACUUGCUAGUGUAAUUGUUGAAGCUCUGAAGGUUGACAGUCUGCAGAAACUGUGCGCAUCAUUGGAGCCCAUUCUUCGCAGAGUUGUAAGUGAGGAAGUAGAGCGUGCUUUAGCAAAACUAGGCCCCUCCAAGCUUCCUGAAAGGUCUCCUCCUAAACCCAUAAAGGGGCCUGAUGGAAGAAAUUUGCAACUGCACUUUCGAUCCAGGUUGUCCCUCCCUCUCUUUACUGGAGGGAAAGUGGAAGGCGAGCAGGGUGCUGCAAUCCAUGUUGUAUUGAUUGAUGCAAACACUGGUCACAUUGUCACAUCUGGUCCAGAGUCCUCAGUGAAGCUGGAUGUUGUUGUGCUUGAAGGUGAUUUUAAUAAUGAAGAUAAUGAUAACUGGACUCAAGAUGAAUUUGACAGCCAUAUAGUCAAAGAGCGUGAUGGAAAGAGACCACUUCUAACUGGAGAUCUGCAAGUGACACUGAAGGAUGGUGUUGGGAUGCUGGGGGAGCUAACAUUCACUGACAACUCUAGCUGGAUAAGAAGCAGGAAAUUUAGGCUAGGGUUGACGGUUGCCUCAGGUUCUUGUGAAGGCAUUCGAAUCCGUGAAGCAAAGACAGAUGCAUUCACCGUGAAGGAUCACCGAGGAGAAUUAUACAAGAAACACUAUCCCCCUGCAUUGAGUGACGAGGUAUGGAGAUUGGAGAAAAUUGGAAAAGAUGGUUCGUUUCACAAGAGGCUAAAUAGAGCUGGAAUAUAUACUGUUGAAGACUUCCUGCAACUAGUAGUUAGAGACUCACAGAGGCUGAGAAAUAUUCUUGGAAGUGGCAUGUCAAAUAAGAUGUGGGAUGUCUUGGUUGAGCAUGCAAAGACUUGCAUUCUGAACGGGAAGCUUUAUAUUUAUUACCCUGAUGACGUGCGGACUGUUGGUGUAGUCUUUAACAAUAUUUAUGAAUUGAGUGGCCUAAUAGCUAAUGGACAGUAUUAUUCAGCUGAUUCUCUAUCUGAAGAUCAAAAGGUCUGUGUUGAUGCGUUGGUGAAAAAGGCAUAUGACAAUUGGAUGCAUGUGAUCGAGUAUGAUGGCAAGUCUCUGUUAAGCUUUAGCCAGAGUGACAGUGCAGGUGCUUCUGGGACCAAUGCUCCAUUGGGUCCACAAGAUCAUCACCAUCAUCCUAACUCAAUUAACCAGGAACACACUCUAUCAAGCCUAUCAGUUCCUGUUCCUCCAGAGCAGACUCUCAUGGAUUCUGGUCUAAAUGUUGGAGGUUAUAGUGAUGAUAUGGCUGCCAGACUAUUGAUGCAAUCACAGAAUGCAAAUCUUAAUGCUCCUACCGAGUUUAAUGGCUCUUCAUUGCCUCUACAAAAUCCAUUGAUUAAUGUUUCGCAGCAGGUCCAGUUUCCAGGAGAUGAGAAUGAGCUGGCCCUUCGUCCGCCACAAUUAUCCAUGUUGGGCACUCAUGAUAUAGGCACAUCGAGUUCUCCUAGUUAUAAAGGACUUGAGCAUUUCUUCUCAGAGGAAGAAAUUAAAAUGAGAAAUCAUGAUAUGCUCGAAGGUGAAGAUAUGCAGCAUUUGCUUCGUAUCUUUAACAUGGGAAACCAGGGAAUUGACCCCUUCAAUAUUACUGGCGAAGGUUACCCUUAUUCUUCUGGAUACUUGCCCAACCCAUCUCCAAACUACGGCUUUGAUAAUGAAGCCACUCGUUCGCCAGGCAAAGCUGUUGUGGGGUGGCUUAAGCUCAAGGCUGCCCUUAGAUGGGGCAUAUUCAUCAGAAAGAGGGCUGCUGAGCAGAGGGCUCAUCUUGUUGAGUUAGAAGAUUCAUAGAUUUAGUGUCAGAGACAAUCUAAGCUGUCUGACCUCUGAUGUUCCAUGGAUCCAAAUUCUGGCAUUUGGCUACCUCUCCUGUUGUACAGUAAGCUUUGCAUCUUAUCUCCUGCAAGUUACUAUCAUAACCAGUAGGGUUGGAGGAGUUUUAUCUGAAAAAUGUUUGUGGAUAUCAACUUCAACAAUUUUCAGGGAUAACUUUUCCUGGACUAGAAGGCUCAACAUCUUAUCAUCAACGGUUCACUUUCUGGAAUUAGGUCUGAGUUUAGUUGCAAUAUGUUGGCAGAGAUCCAACAAAAUAAAGUGUUUAUUUACUUCGUCUUGUAAGUUGUAACUCGAACAAUAAUCCGUACCAGUAUCAAUAACAUUACCGCAGCAAAAAUCCCAAUGCUGCGUAAUAAAACUUUCUGUUGUUA
Messenger RNA from Rubroshorea leprosula, 2895 nucleotides. The record is from the annotation of a GenBank genome assembly. Lineage: Eukaryota; Viridiplantae; Streptophyta; Magnoliopsida; Malvales; Dipterocarpaceae.